GAACGGCUGUAGGCAGCUAUACCUAUAACUCUCAAGGUCAAGGAAUCAGCCUACUUAUAAAGCCCUACUACUCGCUGCUGGAGACUCCAGACAAGUCCCCUCCCGCCUUCCCAGCAGUCGAAAACUCCUCCCGGCUCCGACCGAAAAAAAAAAUUCAAAAAUGGCAGCGAAACCUCUCUUCCUCCACCUCCUCCUCCCUCUUCUCGCGGUGGCGACAGCCUUACUUCUUCUACCGGAAAUUUCAUCCGUCGAUGCAGCAUGUAGCAGAAAAAAUGCCACCGAUUUCAUCCGUACAAGCUGUAGCUCAACAUUAUAUCCUGAUCUCUGCUAUACCUCCCUCUCCCGCUACGCCCACUACGUCCGACGGAGCCCCGGCAAGCUGGCUCGAGUGGCUAUCGCCGUUAGCCUCUCCAAAGCCAACCGGACGAGCUUCUACUUGUCCCAACUGUCGCGCCAAGCCGUGACCGGAGGCGAUCAGGGAGCCGCCGCCGUGCUGGAGGACUGCUUAAGCACCUUCGGCGACGCGGUCGACCAGAUGCGGAGUUCGAUGAGGGAGAUGCGGCGUCCGCGUCCCAACUCAAGAGAGUCGUUCGCAUACCGUAUGAGCAACGUGCAGACGUGGAUGAGCGCUGCCCUGACGAAUGAGGACACGUGUACGGACGAGUUCGAGGAUGUGCCUGAUGGGCCAGUGAAAUCCGACGUCUGUAAUCGAGUGGAGUAUGCUACGAAGUUCACGAGUAAUGCGCUUGCUCUGGUGAACUCCUAUGUUGCUUCGGUAACUAAUGCGACGCCUUGUCGCCUUGAUUGACGAUUUCUGGUCGUCUGAUGUAGUGUAGAAGACAUAUACAGUUUUUUUUUUUUUAUUUAUUAUAUUGAAGACGUAUACAGUUUCUACAGUCUACAGUGGAAGUGUGCGAAAUUAGAAGCUUUUAUCUGUCGUUUUGGAAAAUUUGUAAAAAUGGACUAUAUCACUGAAAUAUAUAAUCAAGCUUUUUGUGUUCGUUCU
Molecule: messenger RNA, 1006 nt
Organism: Nelumbo nucifera (sacred lotus)
Lineage: Eukaryota; Viridiplantae; Streptophyta; Magnoliopsida; Proteales; Nelumbonaceae
Source: RefSeq, a predicted model, not a curated record